Messenger RNA from Portunus trituberculatus (swimming crab), 5817 nucleotides. RefSeq lists its product as uncharacterized. Lineage: Eukaryota; Metazoa; Arthropoda; Malacostraca; Decapoda; Portunidae. The record is from RefSeq and is a predicted model, not a curated record. Gene Ontology annotation, molecular function: zinc ion binding; nucleic acid binding.
AAAUGAUGAUGAUGAUGAUGAUGAUGAUGAACUUAGUUUGGUUUUUAAUUUUAGCAUAGUAUUCCUUAAAAAAGAGUCAGAGUCCACCAUCUUCUAUGACCUGAAGUAAACAUUGGGCUGAGUGAAGGAGGCACACAGAAAGAGAGAGAGAGAGAGAGAGAGAGAGAGAGAGAGAGCAGCGCCGCGUUUCCUUCUCACCUGCCGCACCUUUCAGCCACUCUCCCUUCGUGUUCCCUCACUAACACGCGCCACACGCCUCCAACUGCAGAGGGACAUGCCCUGGCUGGUGCAGCGAGACCUUCUGUUGGUGCUGUAGGCAGAUCCCGGGUGAACCGAGCUCUGGGGCAAUGAAGAUGGUGCUUGGCUACCAGUGGGCAUGGCAGGGACCUUCUCACCUAAUGGAUGUUGCCUGGAGCUGACUAUAGCAUGCUGAGAGGCUCAAUGACCUCGCUGGUACCUGUUGAUUUUUUGGUGCUUCCAUGAUGUCACUUGCCCAUCACACCCACUGACCAUGUAAACACUUGCCUUUAUCCUGUAUUCCUGUUAUAAUGCCAAGGUAGUUUAUUGUAUCACUGUUUGUAUAGCUCUAUUGGUUACAAAUUAAGAUAUAUGUGUGUUCUCAUCCACUGACUCGUCAUAAAAGACCUCCAGUAUUCUGAUUUUUCUUUAUUCUAUUUUUCAUGCUGCUAGAAUUUGUUGUAUUUGUUCCUCAGUUGUUGAGGGUUAAAUUAUCAGUACGUGAGGUCAUCUAGUAGCAUUUGUUAACAACUACUGUGUUCCCUUAGUCUUUAUCAAUUGUUAUGAUGUGUUGAAUUUUUAAAGAAACUAUUCAAGUCUCUUGAUUAACUGGUUGUGCUCCAUUUCUUUAUCUCUACUCUUGAGUUGUUAUAGAGUUCAUGGACUCUACAUAUAUUGGUAUUUAUAUAUAUUGUUAUGUUGCAGUCAACAAUCGAGAAGUUGAUGUUAACAGUCUUAUCCUGUAUAUGAAAAGGUCUGGUACCCUCACACACAGAAAUGAGGACUUGUUGAAUGUUUUGUAGAUAAAUGUAAUAAUGAAGGAGCUUGUAUAUACUCGCAGACCAGGCUCUGUUGUCCCAGCACCAGGGGAGCCCAGGCCAUGUGAGGCAGAGGUAAUUAUGGACUCUCAGAGUUGUGGAAGUGUAGCUGAAGGAAGUGACAACAGCCGUGUUGAGGCAGACAAAGGAAGCGGCACUGAAGGGUAUGACACACAGAACUGUGACAUUAGCAGUACAAAACAUAAUAAAGGAAAUAGUGAGAGUACUGCUGUGCACCAUGAGUCUAGCAGUAGUGUUGAGCAUGCUGUGACACAUAGUAAACAUAGUGCAAACUAUGAUACAGUGAUUGUUGAGUGUGUGACAGAGAACCUGGGAGCCAAACACAAUCAAAGUACAAAGUAUAACAAAGAAAGCUCUGAGAGCAGUAGUUGUGAACCAAGAAGUGAUGGAGGUGCUGAGACUAGUGCAGUAUUAGCUCUAAAUCAGAGUGACACAUCACAAGUGAGCACCUUACACAGCAAUGACUCGAGAUGUACUCUCCACCUCGCAAAAGAUCAGCAAGAUAGAAUCACACUCCUGCUUGAAAUGGAGGACACAGUCAGUGAUGGACUGGUUUCUAAAGUAAUGGGAGAACAUAACUUAACAUUUGGCUGUGACUUGGAACAACAAAUAGAUCAAGUGCAAGUGGGCAUAGAUAGCGUGGCAAACCAGACAAACAGUUGCUCAAUAAAGCUGGACGAGCAAGGUAGUGACAUAGACUCAGGAAAUCAGAUGGAGAAAGACAGUAACGGUGAUGCCAAGAGUCAGACAGUAAAGAGAAGCUGUUUUGAAGUGGAGGAGAAGGUGGAUAGUGAUAGUGAUGUGAAAAGUCAGUCAAUGGAGAGCAGCUGUACUGACGUGGAGAAGCAAUUGUCAGACAUCAGUGCUAAUGACUGCAGGUUGGAGACUGUGGAGAGCAGCAGUACUGAUAUGGAGAAUGUAGCACCUCAAACUGAUAAGGAUGCCAGUGAGACAGAGCAGAGCAGUAGUAGUAAUAUGAUAGCUGCAGCUGGAGAGAACACACAACAUACUGAUUCUGGAGAGACCAAACACGAGGUUAGCAACGUAGAGAAUGCAGAGAAGCCAGAGGAGAAUGUUGAUAGUGGUGAUGUGGAUGCUGAAAUGAAUGACAUGUUGAGUGAUGAGCCAAGUGAGGACCUGCACACCACCAAGCUAGGAAAGAUCUGCAGGAUAUGUGGUGAGAUGACUGUCAAGUAUGAUGGUCCCAAGAAAGGCGUACCAAAGGAAGAAGUUGUGAAGCACGUCAAGAAAGUGUGGAAUGUCGACAUAUCAAACGAGAGUGCAGAAGUGUAUCCUCUCAAUGUGUGCUUAAGCUGUGAACGCAAAAUAAAGAGAAUAUACUUGAAAGUGUCCAAGAGGAAAAAGUGUGAACUCUUCCGAGACAAACCAGCAGAGUUUGUGGAGCACAGUGGGAGUGACUGCUCUGUAUGUCUUCUGAAAGAGGAAACUCCACUGCCUGUCUUAUCUAAUGAAUCAGUGAUGAAGAAUAAAAGUAGUGUAGGUGGUAGUGCUACCGAUGCUCAAGAAACGCUCACAAAGAAUAGCACACCACCACAAGUUCAAGAGUCAAGAAGAAACACAACCAGGAAGCGAAGCAGGGAGGAGCUGAGAGAUGCAUUCAGAACUGUAGGAAGCCAGACGGAGGACGUUGGCAACCUUGACGGCAUCACUGGCCUGGAGGAACACGACUACACUCAGGAAGAGGCACUCAGGCAGUAUCUCAUCAUGCCCAAGAAGAUUGGCACCAGGACCCCGUACCAGAAGCAGUCCCUGUGUUCUGUCAAUGCCAAGUAUAUCCGGCAGGACCGCCUUAAGCCUCUCAUAUCUCACAUCGAUAAGUUCUGUCAGGUGCACAAAGAGGACAAGAUAGAUGUUAUGUUCUUCCUGCUGAUACAGGCACUGAAGGAUGCAAAUGACCGUGCUAGAGAGAACUUGGUCACGGACAUUUGGUGUAAAAACAACAUCGGUGUGUCCCUCACAGACGAGGAGUGUCUGGCCAAACGGAUAUUGCUCAAGCAGACCAAGGAGCAGUACAGGAAGGAAUACUGCUACUACAAGGACAAGCUGGACAAGUCUGUGCUCAAACCACCAUUCAUCAUUGACCGGCUGGAGAAGACCUACUUUCCGGAACACCUCGACUAUUUUGUAACCGACGGGAAGGCAGGACCCAUGAUCUACCAGCACGAGAAGAGCACACACCCCUCACACUUCAAUAUCACAGAGGUGCCGGAGAGCAAGGCAGAUGCAGGCCGGGGCAGCAGCGUGGUGGGUGCUCGCUGGCAUUACUUUGACGCGGUGGCCAAGACCCUCGAGGAACUCUCCUGCUACACUGAGAAUGACAUCCAGGACCUUGACGAGGAGACCUGCAUCCACGUGGAUAUGAUGGACUACUUUGAGGAGAAGCGUGACAUGACAAGCCUCUCUGAUAAGAGCACUGAGGCUCCGGGGGCAGGUGGACGCACAGCGCAGUAUAAAAUGAUGACCUACUUCUUUGGGGUGCAGUCCAUGCAGGCCAUGGUGGAUAGCAAAGUGACACCGCUGUACAAACCCAGCUCCAUCACCACACUGUUCCGGCCACUCAUGAAAGCCAUUGUGGGGGAGGGCAGCGCCAUCAACGCCACCUACACAGCCAUAGAGAUGGAGCGCGCCACCAUGGCCGACAAGGUCUUCCACAUUACCUUGCCAAGCGGGACACCCCUGCGCUUCAUGGUCACCUUCACUAACCCUGCCGCUGAGAUGAGGAAGGACUACAGAAACACAAUCGGACUCUCCCUCUCCUCGUUCAAGAAGGCGCCGGUGGUGAUCAACCGUUAUGGCAGCGUGUGUCUGGAGCUGAAGAGGAGCUGGCUGGCUUCCAGUCCCCGCCUGGUUCACAUCAGUCAGGUCACCAACUCCCGCACCAGGUGUAGCCGCUGUGGUGAGCAGGGACACAACGUGCGCAAGUGCUUGGUGCCAUCUGAUGGUGGUCGGGACAGCAUACACAGGAGAAAGAAGAAACAGCGCACGGUGCCCCCUACACCCUACCCUUCCUCGACCUCACACACUCUGCAGCCACUUGCUAGAACUUCAAAGAUGAUGGAAGUGGCACUACCACCACCACUACCACCACCACCACAGCCACAACCAACACUACUACCACCACCACCACCACUACAACCACCAUUGCAGCAGCAGCAGCAACAUCCACAGCUUCAGCCACAGCAGCAGCAGCGGGAACAGCAGGAGACACAACAGCCACCAUCUGCCUCCUGCUCCCUCCUUCCUGACACCCCAGACAGCCUGAGCCAGGAGGAGGGGGCAGCCAUCAUCAGGAGCACCGAGCAGAUUCUGUGGACAUGUCCUGGCCUCAGCAACGUGCCAGCUUCCGAGGAAACACAGGUGCUCAUCCCGGCCACCACGCCUGUCUCUUCAGCAUCAGGACAGUACCCGAGUGUGGUCCCCCAGCGCUCCCAAGCUGGCUCGGCCCCGGUGUAUGUGUGGGCAUACACUGUGGUGCAGCCAACUCAUACUGGGGGACAGCAGGCACCCUCAGAACAGUUGGCCCUCAUGCCAUCACCACAGCAGCCUGCCCAGCCACUCACUGUGGUACAACACCAUUCUGUGCCCCACCAGCAGAUAACAGGCACAGCAGACACCCACCAGCAGGUCAGCCAGUCAGACUCAACACAAGCCUCACAGCAGCAGCUUCCUGUCAUUCACCACCAGCAACAGCAACAGCCAACACCAUCCUCACAACACCUCCCUGUCAUACACCAACAUCAGCAACAACAACAGCAACAACAACACCAACAAGAGACCCCAACAUCACAGCAGCAGAUCGUAGUGGCCCACCAUCCAACCAGCCAGACAGACACACCACAGCCAUCUCAACAGCAGCACCUUCAUGUCAUUCACCAGCAGGCAAGGCAGGUCAUUCCAGCAUCACAGCCAUCACAGCACCUCCACAUCCUACCACAGCUGACCCGACUAACAGCACCACCACCACAGCAGCUGCCAGUCAUCCACCAACAGUCCUCUCGCCAAACAGCCUCCCACCUCAACCAGCUUCAGCAGGUGUCACAGAAGACAUCCUCUCAGAUCAACCUUAUUCCUCAGCAGAUGUCCAUAGUUCACCAGCAGGCAACAGCACCCCAGCCAGCACUCCCAGCACCAGUCCAGCAGCAGCAGAGAGCAACACACCAGGCCACCCUCACACACCAGACUCAGCUGCACUCCACUGAUGCUACACAAGCUCAGCAAGUCCUCCACUCACAGACAUCCAGCAUUCAGUCUGUCUUGGAUACAAACUGGCAGCCUCAGUAGCAUGACUGAAGCUUGCAAGACAAUGGAGGAAGUGGAACAAAGUGACAAGGAGGAAUGUGAGGAACAAAAGAAAAAGCAGAGGCAAUCACACUACCAUUAAGGAAGAAAGUCUAGAAUCUCACUUGAGAGGAAAAAAUGAAAAGGAGAGCAAAAUAAGGAAGGAUGACCCAAUGGUGUUACAGAGGAAGCAACAUAUCACAGGUAACAAACACUCAAACACUUCUUAUCACAGACAGGUUUGUAAAAAUAAGCAUUCAAUAGUAUUUUUUUCUGAAGCACAAAUUUCAGAUGUAAAUGUGAUCACAGUACAUUUCAGAGUAUUAUCUUUCCCAUCUGUCUGCCAUUCACAUAUCCUGACUGCCAUGAGUGCAAUCCUUGUAACCUUUGACCGUUUAUACUGAAUUUUAGUUUUUUUGAUACUGGUAUAUUGUUAUGCUUA